This is a messenger RNA of Corythoichthys intestinalis (scribbled pipefish), 4952 nucleotides long. RefSeq names its product equilibrative nucleoside transporter 2. The record is from RefSeq and is a predicted model, not a curated record. The transcript is spliced from 13 exons. Gene Ontology annotation, biological process: guanine transport; nucleoside transmembrane transport; uridine transmembrane transport. The coding region runs from base 301 to 1716 and encodes 471 amino acids. NCBI's taxonomy places the organism in Eukaryota, Metazoa, Chordata, Actinopteri, Syngnathiformes, Syngnathidae. Gene Ontology annotation, cellular component: basolateral plasma membrane; plasma membrane. Gene Ontology annotation, molecular function: nucleoside transmembrane transporter activity.
ACCGGAAGUGCUCGUGCGGGAAAGUCAGUGGCUGUUGUGCCACCUUCAUCGUUACGGGAAAAACAGUGAGCCUUUUGUUUGUCUGCUUCUCAAUGUGUGUGGGAGUUUAAAACUAGGCAAGACGGCAACAGCCGCCACCUGCCAAGGAAGAAGCGACUGGAGAAAGACAUUUUAUUUGGAUGUUUUCACUUCUCCAUCGCCAUUUACUGGGGGACGCUGACGUUUGAGAGGACCCUGAAGUGGCACACGCUUUUCCCGUACUCUUUUUCAAUUUAGCAAGAAAAUCCCGCCUGCGCAGAGAUGAAGGGACGGAAAGAUGCACCUUCAGACUGGGGCUGCUUGGUGGGAAUAUGCUUCUUCAUUCUGGGCCUGGGAACGCUGCUACCGUGGAACUUCUUCAUGACCGCCUCAUUGUAUUUCCAAGAUCGCCUGAACGCCAACGUCACAAACGGGAGCGACGUUAGCAGCAAUAGCAAAUACUUCAACAGCUGUAUGACCCUGCUGUCCCAGCUCCCUCUACUGCUCUUCACGCUUCUCAACUCCAUCCUCUACCAGAGAGUAUCCGAGGUGGCGCGCAUCGCCGGCAGCCUCGUUUUCAUCCUGUUGCUCUUUGUCUUCACCGCCGUUCUUGUUAAAGUGCCCAUGGAGGACUUGGACCUCUUCUUCUCCAUCACCAUGGCAACCAUUUGGUUCAUCAACUCGUUCGGCGCCGUGGUGCAGGGAAGUCUCUUCGGUCUGGUGGGCAUGCUACCCCAGAAGUACAGCGCCAUCUUCAUGAGUGGCCAAGGACUUGCCGGAACUUUUGCCGCGAUGGCUAUGCUUUUAGCAAAUGCCAGUGAUGCGGGCCGCGAGUCUGCGGCGUUGGGCUACUUCAUCACACCGUGUGUGGGCACGCUUGUAACACUCUUCUGCUACUUCCUUUUGCACCGCCUGGAGUUUGCUCGCUAUUACCUGCAACAGAGCGCCAAAUACGAGGCUGGCACCACAGAUGAGCUGCUCACAGCUGAGAGUACCGCAGCGGACGACGGCAAACUCAACGGCCACGCAAACGGCUCAGUGGCCGGCGGGCCUAAGAAAAAUGGAGUCUCGGAGGAGGGCGAGCAGCCGCCGGACAGAAGCCAGGAAGCUUUCCUGUCUUUGGAGCAGGUGGAGAAGAAGCAAGCCAAAGCAUCCAUUUUUGAGGUUUUCAAGAAGAUUUGGGUCAUGGCGUUCUGCGUGACGUUCGUGUUCACGGUCACACUGUCGGUCUUCCCCGCCAUCACCGUCGAUGUUAAGACGUCGUCCCCUGAUUUCGAGACUGUUUUACCAGGAAAUUGGAACCGUUACUUCAUAAACGUGUGCUGCUUCCUGACUUUCAACAUUAACGACUUUAUAGGACGAACUGUCACUACGUUCGUACGCUGGCCUCGUAAAGAGUCACAUCUCUUCCCGCUGUUGGUGGUCUCCCGCGUCAUCUUCAUCCCUCUCCUGAUGCUAUGCAACGUCCAGGAGCGUGCCUACCUGCCGGUCUACUUUCCCUCCGAUGCAGGGUUCACGGUCAUCAUGUCUCUCUUCUCCAUCUCCAGUGGAUAUUUUGUCUGUCUCUCCAUGUCUUACGCGCCACAGUUGGUGGAGCCCAAGGACGCCGAGACUGCCGGAUCCCUCAUGACCUUUUUCUUGGCUCUGGGUCUGUCCAUCGGCGCCGCGCUGUCCUUUCUCCUGCGAAAGCUAGUGUAGCGUCGCAAAAAGCCAGCGCAUCGAAUUUGUGUUACCUUGACUUAAAGUCAUUCAUCAUGCGUACGAGUGCCCCGACUUAGUCGUUAUGUUUUAUUUUUCUAAAUUAUGAACUUUAAUCGAUUUUUUUUUUUUUGCUUUGCGCGUCAAGCCAAAAGCGCAAUGCACUUUCAGCUGUUUAGUAACUCAUGCACUGCUAUUUUUUUCUCAAUUCAACUUUACGGCUACUUAAGACCAUAAACGUCCUGCGUGAAGUUGGCAGACACAAAUUUGCAUACAGAUGAUGUUAAUCCUAUGUCCUGUAAAAAGUUUUGUUUGUGCUGCUAUUGUUUUUGAGAUGUUUACAAUUUUUUGAUAGGUCAAUCUGAGGUCAUCCAGCAUCCCCAUUUUGAUCCAAAUUAGCUAAAAAUGGUACAGUUUGUUUGUGCUGCUAUCGUUUUUGAGAUAUUAGCAAUAUAUUUAAUUGAUCAAUCUGAGGUCAACCAGGCCCCCAUUUUGAUAACCGUAUUUUUCGGAGUAUAAGUUUGUAAAGAUGUAACACACACAUGUACACUUAGGUUCAAAACGACGCGCAUUUUAACACUUGACACAAAACAAUUGGUGUUCAAACGUCCAUCUAGUCUGAUCAAUAUGUAAAUUUAGUAGAUUAAACUAGCAUAAAUUGCCUAACAGAAGUCCGCUAUCUUAAAUCCUAAGAAAGCUAACGCAGUUACAAUUUUCAUAGCAAAUCACUCACAUGUAACUCCACAAACUGUAGCUGUAAAAGUAAUCACAAAUGCAUACAAAAAAAUAUACCGUAUUGGCCCGAAUAUAAGACGGCCCUGAUUAUAAGGCGACCCCGUUUGUCAAGACUCAAGUUUGAAAAAAAGACUUUUUGAACACCAAAUUAAUUUUUAUACAGAAAAUAAUGACAGUACAUCUGAAACAAAUGAUUAUAACAACAAAUUUGAGAGAAAAAACAUGUUAUUUUGCCUCAUUCAAAUCUUAAUAUCUGAACAUUUAAAUAUGUAAACUAAAGUUCAAUCACAUUCGUAAAUGAAUGGCUUCUGGUUUUCGAAAUGUAAAUAAAAAUCUGUAGUGAUAAAACAACAAAAUUGCAGUAACUGCAUUCACCAUCAAAGCGAAGUUAAACCUUAACUAGUCUUGAAACAAAUCAGAAUAAGGAAAAACAUUGCAAUAAAAUAAUGCAAACUUGUUAAACUUGAGACUAGCUGAGAUCUGUCAUAACAGGACAUCGCUUCAAUGAUAUCUGGCGCCAUUUAGCGUCGUGAAUGAGUAUAAUGUCUAGACCGCGAAUAUAAGACGACCCCCUCUUUUUCAGUCUUAUUUCAAUGCAAAAAACAGCGUCGUAUAUUCGGGCCAAUACGGUAUUAGCUGAAACAACUUAGAGCCUUAUGUGGGCCAAAUCAGAGCGCAGCUAUCCUUUAUCCAUGUCAGACAUCCCAGUCAUACAAGGCGACAGUCCAGCUAGACCCAAUGCUGCCACCAGAAGGCAGUGUAUCCUCCAUCAUUAAACAAAAUAUAAUACUUUUGGACUUUUUGGAUAAUUUUUUGGGGGGUACUCAAAGGGUUAAUUUCUAUUUAUGCGGAAAUUUGGGUUACGUCGCCAGCAUAGGAACGGAACUCAUUCGUAACCCGGUGACUACCUGUGUAUCAUUUCACAUGUUAUUUUCACAUUGUACCACAAGCGGGCGCUCAAGGCCUGUGUUUCAACAUUGGCGGUAACUUAUAGCAAUCAAUAAAAACAACUGGGAAGGGCUGAACAAAAUGUCACCAAAACAAAAAUCAUAUUCCACAGACUUCAUAAUAUGUUGACAUGACACGGGGCGCAGGCCGAGCUGUAGGGGGCCUAUUUUCCAAAACUCGAGGGCUGAAAAAGACUGUGAAAAGAGCCGACCUGAUUCAGAGGCAGCUUUUUUUAUCGACACCUUUUUCUUGUGUGCAUUGCCUUACGCCACUGACAAUGACCAUACGCAGUGACAUUCUCCUGUCAUAGACUUCAUAACCCAUUGACAUUACGGGGGAAACGGUGCAGAUUAAAACUUCAAAUUCAAAUAUUUUCAAAACCAAAGCUGCUACCGACCUAAAAUCAAAACAGGCACCUACCUUAGCCAUAUAUGAGUCUCCAUGAGCAGCGGCAUUAAAAAAUUCAAAGUCGUUCCCUAAUAAAAUCCCGAUUAAUUCUUUUUUAUAUAAGUAUAACAAACCUUAAAAUGGCUGUAAAAUUCUCAGAUUUUACACUAGUUGCACAAAAGUCACCAAAUGCAGAGAUAGUCACCUAUAUUUUUAGGAUCAAUAGCAAUAUUUAACACAGGGGUUUUCAACCCAGUCCUCAAGGCACACUGUGGGUCCUGGUUUUUGUUCCAGCCGAUCCAGCAGAGACAGUUGAACCAAUGAGGCUUCUGCUAAAACAAGCCACACCUGACUGCAAUCAACUGAUUGCACUUGUAAAACACCAGAUUGGGGAAAAAGUGUUGUCAUCUUGUUUGGUAAGAAUGAAAUCCUGCACCCACAGUGUGCCUUAGUGGAAUAGGUUGGGAACCCCUGAUUUUAACAUAUAAGUUUUUGCCCAAAAUACCAACUUAUUUUUCUUUUAUUUACUGCAUGUUUUGAACAGCUAAUAAAUCUUUCAAUUUUCACACCAGAAACUUAAUACUUGAGGAAAACAUGCAGAAUCAAUUAGACCUGCAGCUGUCGAUUAUUUUAGUAGUCGAUUAAUCGAUGAACAAGUUAGUUCGAGUAAUCGGAUAAGGAACAUAAAAAAUUAAAAUACCGGAUCUGGGCCUCAAACGGUAUUAAAAAUAAAUAAAUAAAUGAGGAUAUACAGUAUAUGCAACAAAAGAACAAUUGACUUACUUAAAUAGCAAAAGUCCGCUAAUUUAAAUGCUAUAAAAUGGUUCGAACACAUAUUCCCUCAAAAAAACAGCUAAAUAUACCUUUAAACUAAAUUACGAAUGCAUUAGAAAAAAUUAGCUCUGACAAAAAAUGGCUUAUGUUGGUCUUAACAGGGAACAGCUGGAUUUAACCAUGUGAAAUGAGGCAGACUAGAGGGCAGUGUAUCCACCCAAAUCAAUAAAACUAAAUGCAAACACUUAAAAAAAAAAACCAUAACAACGCCACUUUAAUUAAACGAAUACUCGAGGCAGCAAAAUUUAAUUUGAUUUUUAAAAAUAUAUUAUAUACUUGAGGAAAGCAUGCAGAAUCAAUUAUAAUAAAAACUAUUUUUUUUUUUUUUUUUU